This is a messenger RNA of Malurus melanocephalus (red-backed fairy wren), 1258 nucleotides long. It is a transcript of the gene CUNH20orf204, whose product is annotated as chromosome unknown C20orf204 homolog. Lineage: Eukaryota; Metazoa; Chordata; Aves; Passeriformes; Maluridae. The annotation marks the transcript as partial. The transcript has 4 exons. The record is from RefSeq and is a predicted model, not a curated record.
GCCCUUCCCUGGCAGAUUUUCCCCCGGGCGCUGUCCUGUGCUGUUCUGCUGCUCCUGCUCGUGGCUGUGCUGAGCAGAGGCAGGAGGUGCAGCAUCGCCAAAAUCCUCCGGCAGUACCGUGCCGUCAUCUUCCAUGAGAUCCAGAACCUGAAAAACCUGACAGGGUCCGUGUACAGGAGCGGGAGGGCCGGGCCCGCUUGUCGAUCGGACAAGGACCWGAAGAUCCUGCUGACCAUCUACAACAUCAGCCUGUCCCUGCGGGAGGGGCCGGCCCUGCGGGGCCCCGAGGAGCUGGCGGUCUGGAGGGUGGCCAGGAACACCGACUUCGUGCUGCGGGAGAACUGCAGGAAAAUCACCAAGAGCCCACGGCGCAGCGCCCCGGCACAGCCCCGGCACGGGGCACCCGGCCGCAGGAGGAAGCAGCUGCGGGACAUCGGGAGGAAGGUGGAGCGGCUGGCGACCUGCUGGGAGAAGCUCAAUGCCCUGCACGCCCCUCGCCAARCCCCCUGGGACUCGUAGGGACGCCCUCGCCGCCCGCCGGGGGRGAUGUGCUGCUCCAGCGCCAGCGGYUCCUUUGGAAASCUGGGACAAASCCAGCCCUGAGGGCAGCGGGGCUGCUGCCAGCAGAUGCCCGAGCUGAACUCAUCCUCCUGCUUCAAGCGGUGCCCAGGGACCGGAUCCGCCACCCGUGGUUGGGGCUGGCAGGUCGGUUUGCUGUGGGAUGGCUGUGGCGGAAACCUGGAGCUCCAGAAACACUGGGAAGAAGAAUGGAAAGAACCGAAAAUAGAAAGUGAAGCGUGGAUUGUGCCUCACUCCUGGCCCUGCGGCACCGGCUGUGCUCUUGGGGACAACGGGUGUGUUUUGGGGCAGAAAAAACACAUGGAAAAAUGGUUCUGGGGGCUCUGCUGAGUGUGGGAUCACCCGCAGGGCUCKGAGGGUGUCUGGGCUGUGGACAGGGACAGGGGUCCCUGAGGCAYUGCUGGGACCUGCAGAGCAGCCGGGCACCCGCAGGGCACAGGGAAAUCAGGGUGCAUCACUUGGGAAGCCCAGGGAGUUCUGGUAUCCAAAAAUCCAAGGCAGGAGCGGGGGCUCGAGGCCAAGGCUCAGGAAUGUGGCAGGGCUGGAACUGCGGGUUCCCCAGCGGGGAGGCAAUGCUGGGGUGUGGGGUGAGGUGAAGGGCAUCCUCCUUUGUCUCUGUGCCCUGCCAGCACCCCGUCUGUGAUCUCCACUGCUCUGUAGGGCAGCAAACGGCCUCUGG